This is a messenger RNA of Oryza sativa Japonica Group (Japanese rice), 968 nucleotides long. The record is from RefSeq and is a predicted model, not a curated record. NCBI's taxonomy places the organism in Eukaryota, Viridiplantae, Streptophyta, Magnoliopsida, Poales, Poaceae.
CCCGUCUCCUUUCCCCACGCCGCAAUCUCGCGAAUCCCACCGCUUCCCUUUCCUCUCCUCUCCUCUCCCCGGGAAGAAGACAGCAGCGGCAUCCAUGGCGCCCAAGGCAGAGAAGAAGCCGGCCGCGAAGAAGCCCGCGGAGGAGGAGCCCGCGGCGGAGAAGGCCGAGAAGGCCCCCGCGGGGAAGAAGCCCAAGGCGGAGAAGCGUCUCCCCGCCGGCAAGGCCGAGAAGGGCAGCGGCGAGGGGAGGAAGGCGGGGCGGAAGAAGGCGAAGAAGAGCGUCGAGACCUACAAGAUCUACAUCUUCAAGGUGCUCAAGCAGGUCCACCCCGAUAUCGGCAUCUCCUCCAAGGCCAUGUCCAUCAUGAACUCCUUCAUCAACGACAUCUUCGAGAAGCUCGCCGGGGAGUCCGCCAAGCUCGCCCGCUACAACAAGAAGCCCACCAUCACCUCCCGCGAGAUCCAGACCUCCGUCCGCCUCGUCCUCCCCGGCGAGCUCGCCAAGCACGCCGUCUCCGAGGGCACCAAGGCCGUCACCAAAUUCACCUCCGCUUAGGCUUCACCCCUGCAUCUAUCUAUGUGUUAGUUUUAGUGCUAUCGAUGAUUGGAAAAUGGAUGUUAGAUCGUUAGUUUGGUAGUCAGAUGUCAGUGAUCUGGAACAGUAGCUCUGAUUUUAAACCAUGUGAAUGUGAUUCCUGGGUAUGUGAUGUUUGACCGCCUUGUGUCUGCUGGUCAACGAGUGAUAACUAGAUCUAAUUUUUGUGGAACUAUUUACAUGGUUGCUACUUGCAUUCUGUUCAACUGUUGUAAAUUCCUCUGUCACUCGUUGGAGUUUUAUUCUCUGGAGCAUGUGUGGAAUUGCCUGGGCAUGCUUUUGGGAAACUAUAGUCUGUAGUCCUAUGUUAUGUUUGGUUAAUUGGUUGCCCUGAGCUUGUUGGAAUUAAUCUAUGUAUAAUUUUGUGCAAUUA